GUGAACUUGAUCCCUCACGAAAUUUCAAGAGGAAAGACGAGCCUAUACAUAGAAGUGCCGGAAAUACUAACGACCUUAACUUUUGCAAAGCAACAACGAGCGUCGGGGGACGUUGACGUUCGAACGAGCUCACUCAGCCGACCGUGGAAGACAACCUCAAGACGGCCCUUUCCUACCGUGGGGUGGAUCAUGAACCUGGUCCUUGCAAGAUGUAUACUUUGGAUCGGCUUCCACCACUUCCUCCUGGCUGAUUCAUCUCAACAGCAAUCGAGCAGACCUGCAAGCCUCCAAUUCUCAUCCGCUCAGGCCCGCAAUUUCUCCGUCCCACGCAAACUACCCCAAAUGGAUUUCGAGAUAGACGCCAGCUAUGCUGGUCUUUUGGAUAUAUCCAAAGGCCCGCACGAGGAAGCCAAGAUUUUCUUUUGGUUUAUUCCAGCUCACAAUGCUCUGGGCGCGAAUGAAUUGACACUUUGGAGCAACGGCGGACCUGGAUGCAGUUCAAUGAUAGGGGCAUUUCAAGAAAAUGGUCCGAUCAUGUGGGAUCCAGGUAGGACCAGCGCGAUUAAAAAUCCAUAUUCAUGGCACACACGUUCCAGUAUGCUUUACGUUGACCAUCCUAUUGGUGUCGGCUACAGCGUGGGCAAGGCGGUGAUCGACAAUGAGUAUCAAGUAGCGGAUUAUCUUUGCCGGUUUCUUGAGGCUUGGCUCAAGGUUUUCCCAGAAAUGUCUCAGAAAAACUUUUACCUGGCCGGAGAGUCAUACGCUGGAAUGUAUUUGUCUUACACCGCCGCAACCAUCCACGCCAAAAAACAUCAGAUCCCAUUGCCGCUGAAAGGUCUUCUAUUAAUUGACGCCGUCUUCUCUGAUACCCUCCUACAAGAACAAGCACCUCUGUAUACGUUUGUUGAGAAACACCAAAGCACUUUCAAAUUCGACGAAAGUUUCAUGGCAAAGUUGAACCAAACCGACAAAAGCUGUGGAUACUCCCAAUACCUUCAAAAGCAUUUGGUCUACCCUCCCCGUGGUUUCUUGCCAGAUCUCACCCUGGCAACAUCCAGCAAAAAUCCUAAGCUGGUGAAACCGCAGUGCAACAUAGUAACGAUGAUGAACCAACACCUUCCCAUCGGGUUUCAAACUUAUAACAUCUUGUGGAAGAAAGCAUUCGACUACGCCUUGGAUCCCUUCCUGACAUAUUUCGACAUGCUAGACGUGAAGGAGGCAUUCAACGUUGAUGGGGAAAGAAAAUGGCAUGCUUGUCUACAGUCCAACCAAUUGCUUUUCCCCAAGGGCGACCAAUCUCCUCCCCCAGCGCUUACGGUCUUACCGGACGUCAUCAAGAAGAACAAGAGGACCGUCUUGGCGCAGGGAAGCUUAGAUGCCGUGCUAUUCAUGGAUGGUACCAAACUCGCUCUACAAAAUUUGACCUGGAAUGGAGACUUAGGUUUUCAAAAACCUAUCGACCAGACGUUUUCGAUUGGGGGUAAAGCGAUGGGUCGAUACAACUCUGAGCGUGGUUUGACAUACAUCGAGGUGGAAGAUAGUGGCCACAAGUUACCCCAUGACAAGCCAGAAGCAGCUCUACAAAUCUUAGACUUUCUUUUGGGCCACUCCAACUCGCCUUCCUCGCCUUAGUUGUUUGACAGCCUCCUUGUGUACAUGGGGUGAAUGGGGCACUGUUAAUGUGUUGUGAAAGAGGCAGUACAUAAUGAGGAGUGUUUAGGGUUCGCGUUUCUAGAAUGUUGUGUUUGUCAAGUAUCAGAGAGAUUUUGUAAAUAUUUCUUAUUUUAGCUUCUUUUCGUUUCUUGUGAUAUGGUUGUCCCUUUGAGAGAAUGCGCAAUGUAAGGGUAUUCCCCUCAUGCACCC
Puccinia graminis f. sp. tritici CRL 75-36-700-3 is the source of this 1863-nucleotide messenger RNA. RefSeq lists its product as uncharacterized. Gene Ontology annotation, molecular function: serine-type carboxypeptidase activity. Bases 190 to 1632 code for a protein of 480 amino acids. The transcript has 15 exons. Gene Ontology annotation, biological process: proteolysis. The record is from RefSeq and is a predicted model, not a curated record. Lineage: Eukaryota; Fungi; Basidiomycota; Pucciniomycetes; Pucciniales; Pucciniaceae.